This is a messenger RNA of Dovyalis caffra, 285 nucleotides long. The record is from the annotation of a GenBank genome assembly. NCBI's taxonomy places the organism in Eukaryota, Viridiplantae, Streptophyta, Magnoliopsida, Malpighiales, Salicaceae.
AUGGCCCCUCCAUCUCCUCUUCCUCACCAAAAUAUACCCAACCCCCAAGCUCCCUAUACUCCACACCCGCAACUUCCUCCAAGCUCCAGUAGGCUACCGUGCGCAGCAGCUCCAGCCCAAGCUCAGGCCACCCAACGCCUUGCCCGCGCACGGGCAGCAGAGAAAAUUUGGAAAUUCAUGCUAGUGUUUCAUAUUCACAUCAGAGAGUACUCAAAGAUGGUAGCAGUAGCACUUUAUAUCAAAAAUUACAAUGGAGCAUUAUUUCGCCAAUACCCUGGACCAUGA